Molecule: messenger RNA, 792 nt
Organism: Alternaria ventricosa
Lineage: Eukaryota; Fungi; Ascomycota; Dothideomycetes; Pleosporales; Pleosporaceae
Exons: 2
Coding region: 1-792 (263 amino acids)
Source: RefSeq, a predicted model, not a curated record
AUGCAUCCGCAUCAGCAAUACAGAGUCCAGGUCAAGGAAGAGUACGAUGAGCUCGGAAUCUGGGUACCGGUGAAGCAAGAACGAGAGUCCGCAGAGAGACUUCCCGGCGCAUUCAUGAAAGAAGAGCCGACCAAUCAUACCACCACUAUCCACAACAAACCGCAGAAGAAGAAGAAAGCCAAGCCAACCGAACCCUUAACAAAGCGGGAAAAUCAUGUCCAGCGUCUCGAGACGAUGAAUUCCCUGCUCCGCAAAGACCUUAGAGAGGCCCGCGACGGAAUAACAGCACAGCGGCUGAGAGAUCUUGAGACCCAAGUCCACCUCCUCCAAGGAGUCGUGGGACCAGACAAAACCAAUAUCCUCAGAGAUCUGAAGCUGGAGAAUCUGCAACUACAGAAGAGGAUUGACAAUGUGCAGCGGGAAGUCGAUAACGCAAAGCGAGACAUUCGCGCGUACAACAACGGCGCCGAGCAUAAAGAAGACAAGGCCAUGAUUGAAGCACUGCAGAACAAACUUGUACAAGCAAAGGCUCAGAACGAAUCGGCGGCGGUUCGUAACCUACAGAAGAAGCUGAGAGAGGAAGAAGUGAAGAGUAUCAGAGCUGAGAAGCGGGUGCGUAGGGCUGAUGAGCGUUUAGCAUAUGCCCUGGGCUUGAUGGGACAUACGGAUGAGGAGAUUGUGCAGUAUAUUGAGGACGAUGAGAGGCUUGUGGAAGAGCAGAUGCGUACCGAUGAGGCGUCGCUUGUGAGCGAAGAGAUCAUCAAGGAUGAAGAGCUAAUGGAGAAUGAGUGA